UUAUUGAAUAACAAACAUUAUGUGCUAUAGAGGCAUUGCACGAAAUCGUGGUGCUGUUUUCUCCCUUUUGCCCGUUGAAUUCGCGCGAGAGAACGAGAAUGUCGAAACCACGCCCAAUUCAGGAUUUCAACCUGCAAACGGUGAAACACAUCAUCCAAUUUUCCGAAUCGCACAAACAUUGGACGUUGUAUUUGGCUUUUCCCAUGGACGUCGACGCAAAACAGUAACACCGUAUUCAAGCUAACCAUACUCAGUAAAAGCAGUUGCCAAUGAGAUUUUGAAUUCGAUUUCUGAAUUCAUUUUGUCGCAUUGAAACGGCUCGACUGUGACUGCACAGAAUAAUGAUGUACAUACAUGUUACACAGUCGAUGUACCUUGCGACAAAUCAUACAUACAAAGGGGUGGAUCUUUUGUCGAAGCUUUGUUUACAUUGGCCAGCCUAAACGUAUGGAUGCACUGAGGCUCGUAUUUGUAGGCUCGCUUGCGAGAUAACCAGAAAAAAACACCAAAUGCCACACGAUUCACAUUUUCACACCAGUUUAGUUAACAAUUAUUAUUAUUAUUCUCUUUUUUUUUAACAAUAUCUCUUAAAGUCGGAUUCUAACCGAACUCGUGCCAUAUCGAUCGAAAUCAAACGGGUGUGUGAAAAACUGUGCUUGGGUGAAAGGAAACAAAUUAUGACGCGAAACGAGGAUAUCACAAUACAAAAUAUUAUUUGCAUCUACCGACCAAAACGUAAAUAUCGUCAUUCGCUCAACAAACUCCACAGGACGCAGAAGUCUCUCUGAACACAAUCGCUUUUGGAACGAAAAAUAUUUGGAUAUUCGGAUUGAGUGUGCAAAAGAGUGUAGUGAUAGAACAUUCAAGCAAAUAAAUAAACAAAAGCGAAAAAACAAAAACCAAAAAGUUUCGAAAGAAAAAAAAACAAAUAAAAACUUCCACGUGAAAACGGGAUACUCGCUGAAAAUUUGUUAAAACAAGAAAUCUAAACAUUAAAGCCUCGAAAUUCCGGAAAAGUUUUUUUUCUAGAAAAUCAAUCAUCAUGGAGUGGGCAGAAAAUGAAGAACUAACCAACGAUCGAUGCUCAACGGCAUCAUCGAUUAGCAAUUCAGGUGAUGUAAACAGUGGUCUAUCGACGCAUUCGAAUGGGCCAAAACCAGUGAAUAGCCAAAAUUUAAAUGGAAAUCAAAGUAAUCAAACCAACAGCAAUACGUCAUUGAAUUUGGAUUCAAUGUCUGAUGGCGAACUCUCCGAUUUUUCACUAAACGACAGCGAUGACGAAGAAUUUCGAUCGACUUCGAAUUCGGGAGAUCGAUGUCGUCCGCUGUCUACAAAUAACGCCUCAAAUGUGCCAAUAAUAUUCACCGGAACUCGAAACGGUCAAGUGGUACGAAAAAUCUUCACAAACACUCGUGAACGAUGGCGUCAACAGAAUGUGUCCGGAGCAUUUUCUGAACUGCGAAAACUCGUUCCGACUCAUCCACCCGACAAGAAGCUAUCAAAAAAUGAAAUUCUUCGCAUGGCCAUCAAAUACAUUCGAUUGCUAACGAAUAUUUUAGACUGGCAAAAGAAGCAAGAGCAGCAACAGCAAUGCCACGAACGAAAUAACAAUGUGAUUGAAUCGGUUAAAUUCGAGCAUGCGGAACGAUCGGUCAAUAAAGAAACAACAACCAAAAGUACGGUGAACACAGUGUCAAAGACGAAUAAUGGAAAUGCACAGCGAUUGCUUAUGAUUGCACCAAACUACCUCAAUUGUGACACCAAUGCAUCGAUGAACACAAGGGAAAUGUGUGCAUCGAGCAAAACUGAAGCGAACGAUGUGAAUCGUCGAUUGAAAAUCAGCGCGGAAAACUAUACAAAUUCAUCAGAUCCAAUGAACAAUCCGAUUUUGUGCAACUUUCGAAGUGGAAAUCUGUUGUCAGUCAAAGUGGAAAAUACAUCGUCAAUGCUGAUGCAACAACACGAUGCAAGUAAACCAUUCGAAAAUGGCCGAAACACAUUUGCAAAAGUGAGUGGAUCGUGUAUGAUGGCCAAUAAUAGUGUUGAAAAUGCCAAUCGAAAUGCCAAUGUAAGCCGAUUUUUCGAUGACAAAUCUCACAACAAUGCCAAUAUUGUCAAUCCUCCGAAAAGUCGAAACGCAUGUAACAAACGUAAAAUUAAUAAUGACCGUGAUGUCCACCAAGUUGAAAAGAAAAAGAAAUAAUUUUUUUUAAUGUGACUACAGUAAUUUGCGAAAUGUAAAAGGAUUUCGAGAUAUUUAGGAAAAAACAGAUUUUGAACCAUUCCAGGAAAGAACAGUGUCGAGAAGAGACGAAAAAAUUUUAUGAAAUUAUUCAAACACCUUUGUAAUGUGUGUAG
Sitodiplosis mosellana (orange wheat blossom midge) is the source of this 2358-nucleotide messenger RNA. It is a transcript of the gene HLH3B, whose product is annotated as probable basic-leucine zipper transcription factor E. Gene Ontology annotation, biological process: regulation of transcription by RNA polymerase II. The transcript has 2 exons. Lineage: Eukaryota; Metazoa; Arthropoda; Insecta; Diptera; Cecidomyiidae. Gene Ontology annotation, molecular function: RNA polymerase II cis-regulatory region sequence-specific DNA binding; DNA-binding transcription factor activity, RNA polymerase II-specific; protein dimerization activity. Bases 1043 to 2203 code for a protein of 386 amino acids. The record is from RefSeq and is a predicted model, not a curated record.